This is a messenger RNA of Penicillium macrosclerotiorum, 726 nucleotides long. RefSeq names its product rRNA-processing protein NSA2. The record is from RefSeq and is a predicted model, not a curated record. Gene Ontology annotation, biological process: maturation of LSU-rRNA; maturation of 5.8S rRNA. NCBI's taxonomy places the organism in Eukaryota, Fungi, Ascomycota, Eurotiomycetes, Eurotiales, Aspergillaceae. Gene Ontology annotation, cellular component: preribosome, large subunit precursor; nucleolus. Bases 1 to 726 code for a protein of 241 amino acids. The transcript has 3 exons.
AUGCGCUGGCAAAAGCAGCACGGAAAACGUCUGGAUCAUGAUGAGCGAGUCCGCAAGCGUCAGGCGCGUGAGUCGCACAAGCAGUCAUAUGAUGCUCAAAACCUGCGUGGCCUGAGGGCCAAGCUGUACCAGCAGAAGCGUCACAAGGAGAAGAUUCAGAUGAAGAAGCGUAUCAAGGCCCAGGAGGAGAAGAAUGUCAAGUCCGCCGCUCCCGAUGAACCCUCCAAGACCCCUCUGCCCCAGUACCUGCUCGACCGCUCGCAGGCUACCAACGCCAAGGCCCUGUCCAGCGCCAUCAAGGACAAGCGUGCAGAGAAGGCGGCCAAGUUUGCUGUCCCUCUACCCAAGGUCAAGGGUAUCAGUGAAGAGGAAAUGUUCAAGGUUGUCAACACUGGAAAGAAGACCCAUAAGAAGUCUUGGAAGCGAAUGAUCACCAAGCCCACUUUCGUCGGUAACGAUUUCACUCGCCGCCCCGUCAAGUACGAGCGAUUCAUUCGCCCUAUGGGUCUUCGUUAUAAGAAGGCCAACGUCACUCACCCCGAACUCGGUGUCACCGUUCAGCUUCCUAUUCUUUCUGUGAAGAAGAACCCCCAGAACCCGCUCUAUACCCAGCUGGGUGUUCUGACCAAGGGUACUAUCGUUGAGGUUAACGUUUCCGAGCUCGGUCUUGUGACUACCAGCGGCAAGGUCGUUUGGGGUAAAUGGGCUCAGAUUACCAAUGUGUAA